Epinephelus fuscoguttatus (brown-marbled grouper) is the source of this 3186-nucleotide messenger RNA. RefSeq lists its product as uncharacterized. Gene Ontology annotation, molecular function: sequence-specific DNA binding. Bases 1245 to 1988 code for a protein of 247 amino acids. NCBI's taxonomy places the organism in Eukaryota, Metazoa, Chordata, Actinopteri, Perciformes, Serranidae. The transcript is spliced from 4 exons. The record is from RefSeq and is a predicted model, not a curated record.
UGUGUAUUUUGCUCAGCAAGCUCUCUGCUGUAACGUUACCUCCAUGUUGAGUAACAUUAGCCUACAACCCAAGUAUGGUAAAUAAGGCUAAAAUGCAAAUGUUGUUGUGGUUAUGUUAUGGAUAAGUGCUUGCCCAGAGCAUAUAGUGAAGUGACUGGCAUUACUUCUCAUUGUUGGGAACAAACAGACUACUAGGGAACAUUUUAUGUUGUUGUUCCCUCAGGAGUUGUGGUGAUUUAUGAGUGUGGAGUUAGCACGUUCUCCCUGUGUUCCGGUGAUUAUUUUGAGGCGUACUCUCGUCCCAUCCCACCAGCAACAUAUGCAUGUAACAUACAGUCACUGGCCACUUUGUUAGGUACACCUGUGUAAUCUAAUGCAAUCCAGUAGAACAGCUAUACCAUGAUUUUGCCCCCCAAAAUUUAUACAUUUUCAGUUAUUGUUGACAUUGUCUAGAAAGUGAAAUCACUCCGCCCAGCAAGUGCUGUAUGUCUGCUCCACCGAUCUCAGAACAGCAGGCACUGAUAAUUAAAGGUAAUGUAUCUACCCAUAUGACUAUAGGGAUUACGGCAAUAGGCGAAUUUGCCAAAAUGUCGAACUAUCCCUUUAAGUCAACCGCUGUACCCGACCUCUUUAUGGGGGGCAGCGACCACGGAGAGGAGGAGUCCCGGGAGAAGGAGGUCCCAACUGAGCUAAUCUCGCUAAAGCUAACGUUGGUUACAUUGAGUGCACAGCUAAAUUGUGUCUGUUUGCACCCAUGCCAUCUGUGUUUAUAGCAGCGUCACCCCAAAAUCUAAAAUACAUAGUUUCCGUCUAGCUUGUUUUGGUGUGAGCUGCUGAGUGUAGGAGCUAUCCGCUGUAAAGAUGUCUGCCUUCUCUCAAAUACAAUGCAACUAGCUGUAACUCGGCUUGUGGUGCUAAAAGGACCAGAAAAGUACAUUUGGAAAAACUCAAUAGCAGUGUCUGUCUCCAAAAAACAUGACUCGGUUACUCAAGACAAUCCGCAGACCUUGUUGUGAGCAGUUUCAUGUCGGAACUAUUUUCUUUCUACCGAACUACUCCUGCCAACCGUAUCACCGCGCAGGAGGAAGCGUGCAUCUGGGCUCGUAAUAGUGCAGGAUGUAAACAUUAAUGGCGUCCUCCUCGCUUCAGCUGCAACGGCAGCCAGUUAGCUCAGUGGUGCUAGCAGCAUCAAACUAUUAGUUAGAAUAUUAAUUGUUAGUUUGGUAGCGGAUGGACAAGCAAGUAUGGGUCGACAAUGUGCAUUUCCCAACUGCAGAAAUCGACAAAAAACUUGGUCUGCGGUUAGUUUUCACAAGCUACCGUUAAAUGAACCGAGCCGUUACAAGCUAUGGCUCCGUGCUCUAGAUAUAGACCCAAACACUCCGAAGAAUAUCCUCCGGCGUCGCUGUAUAUAUGUGUGCAGCGACCAUUUUUCGCCCGAUGACUUGGUCCACUAUAAAAGCAGUACCCACCCGAAGCCCACUGCCAUCCCUGUCAACAGUCAUACCGCGGACCCGACCGCUGGUGGAAGCGCUAACAUGACCACAUCACCGCUGCAUGACACCGGGGCAGCAGACAUUCAAGAAAACACACCAGAGGCGACAGGCUCUGCAACCAGGGAGAAACCAGCUCUGCAGCACAUUGUUGAUGAGGAGGCCAUCCUGCAGCUGAUAAAGGACUGCCCAAUGUGCGACAGAAGGUGCCGCUGUACCAAAUUCACUCGUGGCCCUUACUUCAUAGUCUACCAGAGCUGUUACUUUUGCAAUUAUCAACGCAAGUGGGCCAGCCAGCCAGAAGCUAGAGAUCUAAACAUUCAUAAGGCACAAGUAACACCCAAGAGGAAACAGCAGCCAAAGGACAAGGCGUCUGGAAAUGCCAAAGCUGCAUCAUCAAAGCUUGUAAAGACACGCGCUUCCUCAGUCUCAGAGUCUCAGGACCCAAUAAAGACCAAAGGAGUCCCGUGUCAACUCUGUCUUGAACAUGACUGACUUACAUGAGUCUGAAAUUGGGCAUGAUCACAGUUUCAGAUGUGCCUUAUGGAGGAUCAUUGUCAUGCAGUUGUAGAUGCUUAAUGAUGAUGACAUACAAUUCUGUAAAGUUGUCUGUGGAUAUGAAGCUUCAGUCCAAAGUAAUGAUGUUUAUAUUGCUAAUAAGGGACACAUUUAGAGCACAGUAGUAGUAAGCUUGCUAGUAGGAAGAAAUACUACACCAGAAAUAUGCUAAGAUGCCAUUGUGUUGUGGAAAAAGAACAUUUGAAUACUAAUCAUAAUUAUAUUAUCUAGAAAUACAAAAGAAAGGUCCAUGUGGAAAAUAUAAAAGACUUAACCUACUUGAUGGAGCUUUUCUAGGGGCCUCCUGCCAUCUCCGUCCUGGUGUGGUUUGUGUGGUACGUUGUGACCUAUGUUGGGCCUUCGUUCCAGCUGGGGACAGUCUAGGAGCGUCAGAAACAUCCCUCAGUAUUGCUUCUCUGUACUGGCGCUCCUGCACACACAGACACACCAAACUGUUAGUAAAGUUUUUUUUGUUACAGUCAAUGUCCAUUUAAUAGUUGUCUGUAAAGCAGUAGUCGUCUCCCCUUUGCCAUUUUAUACAACGUUUAUGCCAGUUUUUGGAGGUAAAUUGGUGUUUACAGAUUAAAAGUUAAAUUGAAAGAAAAAAGAUCUUCAGUUUCCACUGGAACAUAUCAACAAAUGAGGUUCACUUUAUAUUACUGCAGUUAAAGUUGAUUCAGGAAAUGUUAUUUUUGUUGGAAUGCAUCCUAAAGUCUUUACCAUGUUAUGACGUACCGCAUUUUCUAUAAAUACAUUAAAACCUUGCAUUCUGUCUAACAAAUGUGCUUUCAUUGACUGUAUUAGUGCAUCAUAGACUGCACAAGCAGAUAUAAUAAGAAUGUGUUUCACUUGUUUUAUGUGGAGGAGGUGUUUUAUAAUAGAGUGAUGUAACUCAUUGUGAAGUUUACUGUUUGAUAAUCAUGAAUUUCUUAAUUUCUGCCUGUAUAACAACUUAUUUAGAGUAAAAUCUGAUCAAUUGGUCAGUGUGUUCUUUCUCUUAAAGUGUUAGUCACUAAUUUAAGGGAAGUAAAUAAAACAACCAUGGGCAAGCACAGAGCCAGUAGAGGCAAACAGCACAACUGAACUGUUCUUUUAAGCAGCAGCUGCAGUACAGAAAUGUAACCAACAAAAUAAU